This is a messenger RNA of Linum tenue, 1657 nucleotides long. NCBI's taxonomy places the organism in Eukaryota, Viridiplantae, Streptophyta, Magnoliopsida, Malpighiales, Linaceae. The record is from the annotation of a GenBank genome assembly.
ACUUCUCUCCCGCGGUUCCGAAAUCCUACGUACCAAAGAAGCUUUCGCUCUUCCGCAGUUCCAGUCCGGACUUUCUUCUCGUUCUCCGGCCGCCGCCGCCGUUUCUCUGCGCUCUGUUCUUCAAGUGCUGUUUGCUACUUCUGAAUAGUGUACGAGAAUGACGGAAGGUGAGGGCAAGGCAGUGAUAGGACUGACAUGGCAGCCCAAGCUGCCUACUGCAUCUCUUGCUUCGUCGGCUCGGAAACCUCAGAAUCAGGCCGUGGAUUCUCUUUGGAAGCCUACUCAGGAGCUUGUUGAUGGUCUGUUUUUGCCGCCCAAUAACCCCUCUCAAUUGAAAAAAUUGCAGAGGAAGCAAGUCAAGGACACUCUCGGCAAAGGCUGGUUUGAUAUGCCAGCUCCAACUAUAACCCCGGAACUGAAGAAAGAUCUCCAGAUACUAAAGCUGAGGGGUGCUAUCGACCCAAAGAGGCACUAUAAGAAAGGUGAUUCAAAGUUAAAAGUUCUUCCUAAAUACUUCCAGGUGGGUACAGUCAUCGAGUCACCAAUGGAGUUCUUCUCCGGCAGGCUGACAAAGAAGGAGAGGAAAGCUACCAUUGCUGAUGAGCUACUUUCUGAUCAGAACUUCAAGGCUUACAGGAAGCGUAAGGUGAGAGAGAUCGAGGAACAGAACCGCCCUGGCGGGAAGGACAAGUGGAAAAUCAAGGGGAAGCAGUCUUUCAAGCGAGCAAAGGAUAAACGACUUUCCCACUUCCAAGUUCCAUCCCCCAGUUCUUCGGUCGGCAGUUCCCGCCUGCGAUUCAGAUUUCUUCUUGAUCCCAAGUCAAUGACCGUGCUUGGCCAGUCCGGCAGAAAACUGGGUCUGCCAUUGAUGAAUCUCCUUAGAUUCAAAGGAAUGCCCGUUUUGGAGCAACUCCAUUUGGAGGAGAAGUUACUGCGAACGUCUUCAGAUAAUUGGUGUAUCGUAAACGAUGGAGCUGAUUCCCCCGCCAUAGUCAUGGGUGUCUCAGGGAAACCUGCAGAACUUCUCGAACUAAACCUUGUGUUGAGAUAUCACGUUCCUGUCAUCAAACGGUUUACUGGUGGCGGUACUGUUAUCGUCGAUCAAGGGACGAUUUUCGUCACUCUCGUAUGUAACAAGGAUGCUGUUUCUAAGGUCCAACCUUAUCCUCGUCCGAUCAUGUCGUGGAGUGGUACAUUGUACGAUGAAGUGUUCCGUGGGAUAGCUGAUUUUCAACUGCGAGAGAAUGAUUAUGUAUUUGGAAACCGCAAGUUCGGUGGGAAUGCUCAAUCUAUAACGAAGAACCGAUGGAUACACCACACUUCCUUUCUAUGGGACUACGAGGAUCGGAAUAUGGACUACUUGAAGCUACCUUCUCGCGCUCCUGAGUACAGAUCGGCAAGAGACCAUACAGAAUUCGUGUGCAGAAUGCGUGAGUAUAUGCAGAGGCCAGCUUUCGUCGAUAGAACCAUCAAAGCUCUCGAAGCCUACUUCUUGGUGCAACCUGUGAGCUCCGAAGCAGCAGUUAAUGCUGACCCUCAGACGACGACGACGACGACUGAAUUCAUUCCCUCCACCAGGCUUCUAUCAGAGAAAGAACUCGAGGAUGCUUUCGCAUCUACCACACUUGAGAGAAUGGCUCGCACUGUCGGAAUUUGA